Messenger RNA from Hibiscus syriacus, 900 nucleotides. RefSeq names its product 21 kDa seed protein-like. The transcript has a single exon. The record is from RefSeq and is a predicted model, not a curated record. Lineage: Eukaryota; Viridiplantae; Streptophyta; Magnoliopsida; Malvales; Malvaceae. Bases 32 to 691 code for a protein of 219 amino acids. Gene Ontology annotation, molecular function: endopeptidase inhibitor activity.
GCAAACACAUCUCAAACACAAUCUGCUAAUCAUGAAAACCACAAGUGCUUCUGUUUUUCUUCUUUUCGCCCUGUUUGGCCUGGCCAACGCUGCAAACAAUGCUGUGCUGGAUGCUGCCGGUGAAGAGGUCGUCACAGGUGUCCCAUACUAUGUAGUGUCAGGGAUAUGGGGCGCUGGAGGCGGAGGGCUUGCCAUAGGCAGGGAGAAGGGUAGACCAUGCCCGGAAAUCGUCGUUCAGAGACAAUCCGAUAUGGACUAUGGUAAUCCCGUGAUAUUUUCUAAUGCGGACCCUAACGAUGACGUUGUCCGUGUGUCCUCCGACGUAAACUUGAAGUUCACUGGACCAAGAGACAGACUCUGCCUAACAUCAACCGUGUGGAAGGUUCAAGAUCUCGACGAACAAACCGGAAAAAGGUGGCUGGAACUUGGUGGGGAAGAAGGAAGCCCUGGUUGCGACACAAAGGAGAAUUGGUUUAAAAUAGAGAAGGCCAGCAUUCCUGGUAUGUAUAACUUUAAGUACUGCCCUUCGGUAUGUGGCUCAUCCGCAACUUAUUGCAACGAAAUUGAGAGAGCUCGAGAUGGCAGACAAAUGCGUUUGGCUCUAUCCGAAGGCCAAGGGUUUGCAUGGCCAUGGGUGUUUAUCAAAGCAAUCCAACCACGUACGAGGAUUCAACAAGUUGUUCGUGCUUAAUUGAAAGCCAUCGUUAAGCAUGAACUAAUUACUACUUUAGUAUUAGCUUUUAAGUGAAUAAAGGUUAGGCCACUGCUUAAAUCUGAGAGAGCUUAUCAUUAAAGUUGCCUUGUUAGAGGCAGCAGCAUGUUCAUGCUUACAGGGUUUGACUCUCAGGGCCCUGCUUUGUACUCUUUUCAGCUUAUUGAAUAAAACUAUCUAGUUAAUUA